AUGAACUCGACCUCCCCAGUCUGCGUCGGACCCAUCUUGCAUGCACAGAUUUUGCGUAAGUGUCCGCCCAGAUGUGUGGAAUAUACCAAGAACCCAAGUGCAGCACCCCCUUCCAAUGUGCCUUCGUGCAGGUCCCUGUCAUCCAGUGAGGAUGGCCCCAGUGGCCCUUCCGGCAUGUUGGAUGGGAAGCUUUCCCAGAACUUACAGGAUAGCAUCAAGUACCGCAUCCUCUACCUGUCUGAGCAGCUGAGAGUGGAGAAGGCCAGUCGGGAUGAGAACACCGUGGCCUACCUCAAGCUAGUGUCCAAAGCCAACCGGCACCAGGCCCCGCACAUCCGGGAGGCCUUCGAGAAGGUGAACCAGCGCACCUCUGCCACCAUCGCCCAGAUCGAGCAAAGGCUCCGCCGGUGUCACCAGCAGCUCCAGGAGCUGCAGGGGUGCUGCAGGCCCACAGGCUUAGUGCUCAAGGUGGAAAGCAGCCUGGACAACUUCAAGCAGCCUGGUGAGAAGGCCCCCAAGCUGGGUGGGGAAGACUGCCUGCCCGCCAGCCUGCCUGAUGUCAGACAUGUCACUCUGGAGAGUCACUUCCCGGGCUUAAAGCCGGGGAAGUAUGUGGCCCAGCAGCAAAACCUGCUGUUGCAGAAAGAGAAGGAAGAGCUCAAAGAAGUUAAGAAGCUCUCCACCGGCCUCCAGGCGUCCUAUCAUAGUCUAAAGGAAACGUAUGUGAUGGACCUGCAGGUGUCGCUGCAGUCUCUUCAGGAGGAGAAAUACAGACAAACACUGUUGGAAGAGCAGGUGAAGAACUACAUGCAGGGGCACCUGAAUGAGGUUUACCACCUCAAACAGAAUCUGGUCUGCACCGAAGAGAGAAUGGCUUAUCUGUCCUUUGAGACAACCAAAGAAAUAUGGGAGGUCAUGGAGAAUUUCAAGAGCCGAAUAUCCAAGCUAGAAACUUUACAGCAAGCCACCCGGCUGAGGAUGACGGACAACCUCAGAAGCCAUGCCCGGGAGUUUUUGUUCAGAUUUGUGAGCCUGCUCCUCACACUGGCGACCUUCCUCUUGAUCUGCGUCUCCGCCGUGUGUACCUGCCCCUUGCUGCUGGCCAACUCCCGCCUGCGCGUGGGCACCACGCUCAUGCUGGUCGGCCUUGGGGCCCUGGCCUGGCAGAAGUGGCACACCAUCCCCAGUACAGACUGGCAGGCGUGGGUCGCCUCCACGUGGAAACUGUAUUCCAAGGACUCCAGGCCUCCAUCAGAUGGACCUUCUGCCUGA
Molecule: messenger RNA, 1272 nt
Organism: Cynocephalus volans (Philippine flying lemur)
Lineage: Eukaryota; Metazoa; Chordata; Mammalia; Dermoptera; Cynocephalidae
Gene: TEX28
Product: testis expressed 28
Exons: 4
Coding region: 1-1272 (423 amino acids)
Cellular component (GO): endomembrane system
Source: RefSeq, a predicted model, not a curated record